GCUCGUCCCCAGCGAUUCGCACUCGCACCUGGCGCCAAAUAAAAAGCCAAAUCAAAAGCCGUCAAAACACCAAACUCCGCUGGUCGCGCAUGCGCACGCGCUCAAAGAAAUCGAAACGAAAACGAAAAGCAGCCGAGAAGUGACCGUUAUUAUCGUAGAGCCCCUUAGGCCCGACCAGCAUCUAAAGUCGUUAUAUAAUCGAGAGUGGAAACUGCAGAAACGGGCUUCUUUCUGGCCAAAAACUGAAACGCCAGCUUCUGCGCACAAAUCGCCAUGUCGACGCCGCCCAGCCAGCGGACUAAUUAAUGCGCGGUCGUGGAAAGAAAAGCAAAGCGAAGCUGGGAGACCUCGUUAAUUAUAAUACUUAAAGCCGGGAAAAAGCGCGAUCCGCCUCCGUUCCCAGUUCCCGGUACCCCGUACCCGAAACAGUCCCCCGGAAAAAAACCCUCGACCGCCCAUUCGACUGACAGCGUGAAAGUGAAAAGCAUCUGGUCAUCGCCAGCAGGACAAAGCCACAGAUACAGAUACUAUAUCUAUCUGAAGAGACAUCUCCGUAAACGGCCUCUGUGGGUCAGUCAUGCGCGCGAUGAGCAGCUGAGCUGCGCCAGCUGCCCGAGGAGCGGCCGCCAAGAUGAUGAAGCCAUCACAGACACAGUCACGGUCACAGUCACGGUCACACUCGCAGUCACACUCGCGGUCACACUCGCAAGGCCACUGGCAGCCUCCAGUGGCUAACUCAGCGACCUUGAGCUGGCUGUGCCUCCUGCUACUGCUGCCCUCUUCCAGGCAGUUUGAGACGGACUGUGGCUGUCGGCCAGCGCGUAGAGGACCGCGGAUAAUUGCAGGAGCUGCCACAAACGAGGGCCAGUUCCCCUGGCAAGCCUCCCUGGAGCUACUGCACCCAUCGCUCGGAUUCCUGGGCCAUUGGUGCGGGGCGGUGCUGAUCCACCAGUAUUGGAUACUCUCCGCCGCCCACUGUGUUCACAACGAUCUCUUUAACCUGCCCAUCCCUCCGCUGUGGACUGUGGUACUGGGCGAACACGACCGCGGCGUGGAAUCGGGCAACGAGCAGCGCAUUCCCGUCGAGAAGAUCGUGAUGCACCACCGCUACCACAACUUCCGGCACGACGUGGUGCUGAUGAAGCUCUCAAAGCCGGCGGAUCUCGCCAGGGCCUCCAACAUCCGGAGGAUCUGCCUGCCCUUCCUGCUGGCCGAGUCGCAGGAUGCGGCACUUUCGGAGGCAGCGUCCCCAACUGUCGCACCAGCUGACGUGGACGUGCUCCUCCAGCAGUUGGAGCUGGAGGAUGUGCCCGAGAAGAUAGACAACUUCCUGCGCAGUGUCCAGAGCCGCCGGCGCUACAGGAAUGUCACGGCUCCCAGCAUGAAGGAGCUGAUGAACAUGAAGAUUCUCAGCAGGAUGCGUCAGGCGCUGGCGCAACGCUCCCCGCGCAGCGUGAAACGCUCGCGAAGACGCAACGACAAGUUGAUGAAGCUGGGUCCUCGGAGGGAUUCGGAGGACUCCGCAGAGCAGAAGCACCUUAAAGUCAAUGAGGAGCCAAAGGAGAUGGCCUUUGUGGACUGCGUGGCCACGGGCUGGGGCAAGGCCAACAUCAGUGGGGAUCUGUCCAAUCAACUGCUGAAAACUCAGGUGCCACUGCACCAGAACGGCAGGUGCAAGGAUGCCUACGGCAGCUUCGUGAACAUCCACGGAGGACACCUGUGCGCCGGCAAGCUGAACGGCGAGGGCGGCACCUGCGUGGGCGACUCCGGCGGACCGCUGCAGUGCCGCCUGAGCCGCGACGGACCCUGGAUCCUGGUGGGGGUCACCUCCUUCGGCUCGGGGUGUGCCCUGGAGGGCUUCCCGGACGUCUACACCCGCACCUCGUACUACAUGAAGUGGAUCGAGGACACGAUCGCCGCCCACUGAAUCAAGGAUUACAUUGCUAUCGACCUGUAUUUAUCGAGUGCAAGCUCAGCUGUACAUUGCUUACUGUUACCACUCUACUUUAAGUGUAGCCCAAACUUAUCGUUAUCGUUAACUAGUACGUAGGCACGGACGUUCCCUAAGUUGUUUCCGAUGAGCACAAUAAUUUACACCGAAUCUUAAGCCUAAA
This is a messenger RNA of Drosophila rhopaloa, 2114 nucleotides long. Its product is annotated as transmembrane protease serine 3. The transcript is spliced from 4 exons. Gene Ontology annotation, molecular function: serine-type endopeptidase activity. Bases 632 to 1927 code for a protein of 431 amino acids. NCBI's taxonomy places the organism in Eukaryota, Metazoa, Arthropoda, Insecta, Diptera, Drosophilidae. Gene Ontology annotation, biological process: proteolysis. The record is from RefSeq and is a predicted model, not a curated record.